UAAAAACAUGGCAGAGAGACAGAGGCACCGAGAGGACCGUAACGAGUCAACAGUGCCUAAACAAGCACACGGAAAGUCUGAAAAAGACUCAUUAAAUGAUACUGGGCUUUUCCCCAAACUCUUGUCCGCGGUCUUUUACGGACUCAGCUCUUUUCUCAUUGUGGUCGUCAACAAAAGCGUCCUGACUAACUACAGUUUUCCAUCAUCAACAUGUGUUGGAAUCGGCCAGAUGUUUGCUACAAUCUUAGUUUUGAGGCUUGGGAAGAUGUUUGGUGUGAUCUCAUUUCCAGGUAUAAGUUUAAGUAUACCAAGAAAGAUGUUUCCUUUGCCUUUGCUUUAUGUUGGCAAUCAAAUCUCGGGACUCUUUGGAACACAAAAGCUCAAUUUACCCAUGUUCACUGUUCUGAGGAGAUUUAGUAUUUUACUGACAAUGGUAUUUGAAGGUGUCCUACUCAAAAAAUCUUUUUCUACUUCCAUAAAAAUGACAGUGUUUACCAUGAUCUUUGGAGCCUUUGUUGCUGCCAGCUCUGAUUUAGCCUUUGAUAUAGAGGGAUAUAUUUUUGUAAUGCUGAACAAUGUUAUGACAGCAGCCAAUGGAGCUUAUACAAAACAGAAACUUGAGUCCAGGGAACUUGGUAAAUAUGGACUUCUCUACUACAAUGCUUUGAUUAUGAUUUUUCCCACUGUGGCAUACUCGUACUACGUUGGUGAUUUGCAAAUGGGCCUGGAGUUUGGUGGAUGGACAGAUGUGAUGUUCGUCUUGCAGUUUGUGCUUUCAUGUGUCAUGGGCUUUAUUUUGAUGUACUCCAUCUUGCUGUGCACACAGUACAAUUCAGCACUUACCACAAGUAUAAUAGGCUGCAUCAAGAAUAUCCUGGUGACAUACAUUGGGAUGGUAUUUGGAGGAGAUUACAUUUUCACCUGGACUAACUUUCUUGGUCUCAAUAUCAGUAUUGCUGGCAGCCUGGUGUAUUCAUACCUCACUUUUACACAAGACAAAAUAAAAAAUGCAUGACAAGAGUGAAGGCCUAUUUUGAAGAGGAUUAAGCAGCACUAAUCAUCAUAACCUUUUUAUAGAUUACAGAUUUUUGAGUUUUAGCCACGUAUAUCCAUAAGCAUGUCAAAAAGACUUUUUUUUUUUAAAUUUAAGUGGUGUCUCAUUUUAUUGUAUUUUUACAAAUAAAAAAAUAUAAUAAAAAGUACUGUUUACAAAUAUUA
Molecule: messenger RNA, 1218 nt
Organism: Periophthalmus magnuspinnatus
Lineage: Eukaryota; Metazoa; Chordata; Actinopteri; Gobiiformes; Gobiidae
Product: UDP-N-acetylglucosamine/UDP-glucose/GDP-mannose transporter-like
Exons: 13
Coding region: 8-1015 (335 amino acids)
Cellular component (GO): Golgi apparatus
Molecular function (GO): GDP-fucose transmembrane transporter activity; antiporter activity
Source: RefSeq, a predicted model, not a curated record